UCAACUGUUCCACGGCCAGGACGAAAACCACACUACUCCUCCAGAAUCUGAGAUUCGACUUCCCGACGGACCCUCCUCUCCAGCACCCAUGAAUAGACCUUAUCAGGGAGGCUGCGGUGUGUGAUCCCCCUGUUGUUGGAACACACCCUCCGGUCCCCCUUCUUAAAAAGGGGGACCACCUCCCCAGUCUGCCAAUCCAGAGGCACUGUCCCCGAUGUCCACGCGAUGUUGCAGAGGCGUGUCAACCAGGACAGCCCCACAACAUCCAGAGCCUUUAGGAACUCCGGGUGAAUCUCAUCCACCCCCGGGGCCUUGCCACCGAGGAGCUUUUUAACCAGAGGCCUUUACUCUUACUCAAGUAAAUAUUUGGAUGACUACUUUUUACUUUUACUUGAGUCAUAUUAUAAGUAUCAUAGUCAUAUAUAAGUAUCAGUAUUCUUACUUGAGUACAAUAUUUGGCUACUCUAUCCACCUCUGCUAAUAACAAUGAAAUGCAGAGGCAAUUGUGUAUACAUAAUUGAUGGAGUAAUUGUACUGUACAUUCAGUGCUACCGCCCCUUAAAAGUAAAAAAUUAAAAAAAAUUUAAAUACGAGCCAUCGCUCAGACGAUUUUUUGUCUUGGGUUGUGAGCAAAAAUUUUAGUUAUAAGCGCUAGAUGGUGGCAGCAAACUUUAAAACAAGUGCUUGCUUCAAGCUGUUUAUUGCCACUCCCAGUUGAGGUUUACUGUCACACUUAACAUAAAACAAAGACAACUACAUGUUGUGUAUUUAACCAAACUACAUAACUUUGCCUUACAAAAUUCCGCGAGCUUGAUGUUAACACACAAUUCAAAACGCCAUGGAUAGGCUAACAAAAGUAGCAUGGCUGUUGCGGUAGUUCUAACCCUCUAAACAACUUACAUUUGAAGACAUACGAUAGCAACAAGCAGACAUACAAAGAAACUCACAGGCAUACAUAAUUCAUCCUCUGUAAAAAAAAACGACGAAUAUUACUGCAGCUUAUUCAUGACAUUCGUCUUCUGUGUUUCGCCGUCAAAACUAUCUUUGUGUUAUGCCACCCCCUGCUGGCCAAAGAGUGCACAUUAGAAUUCAAUGGGCCUCCAUUGAAUUAAAGCAUGAAAUAAUGAUGUGCACUCUUUUUAAUUUAUUGCAUUCUAUACAGUUAUGUUAUUACUGUAUGUUUUAAUUUAAGUACAAUAUUGUGCUAUAAUCUUCAAUAUUAGUACAUAUUACCUACCAUGAGAUAAAACAAUAGACCAUACCUAAAUUACAAAAAAAGUGUUUACAAAGGUUUACAUUGCUGGAAUUGCCUCAUAUUGAUAAGCCUUCCACAUUGAGCUACAUCAUGAUUUGAGUUCCAAGAAGGCACAGAACUCCCGUUAGUGCUGAUAGGAUUAUGAGUCAAUGGGAGAAACAAUCCUAUAGGGGGUGCAGUCAUUCAUCCUUUUGUUGAGUGAAGUGGAUACACUCUGCCUGGUAAGAUUUGGGUCAUGGGAAUCAGCUGUCUAGCUUUCACUGAAACGGAUCCUAUUUAUUUAGCAACUGGUUUGAGUACCAAGUCAGAACCUUUGGGGCUCCAGCGUUUUAAUGCGUGAUUUCACUUCCAGGUGAAUGUGAUGCGACCUGAGCAGCACUGCGGCAGAGCAAAAAUGUUUGUUCUUGCUAUGCUUGUGUAUUUUCUCAGAGCAAAGUCACAUACAUAUGUUUGAUUAAUUGGACGUAUGUGUAUAGAGUUGUAUCGGAUCAGAAUCAGAAUCAUCUUUGUUGGCCAAGGAGUUUGUCUCCAGUAGUUAGAACCACUCCAGUACUACAGCAAAAAAGCCAUGAUCACAAAAUAUACAUUUAAACUAUGAAAAAGGAUGGAUGUUGAUUGUUAAAACUUGACCACGUUUGAAAUUCUUCAUACAAGUGUAACUUGACUUAUGAGUGACCUGAUUUAAGAGUUUUUCGUGAUACGAGCUGUCGCGCUGAUGUUUUUUUUGCUUUAACUUUGGCAAAAAUUUGAGAUACCAACGCUAGAUGUUGGGAGUGAACUUGACUCACUUCACAACAAGCAGCAGUCUGGCAGAUAGUGAACAAUUCUUCAGAAGAGGCUUCAAGCUGUUUACUGCUACUCCCAGUUCAAACUACCGGUAAACAUAAAGAAACUUACACUGUGUAUUUAAAACAACCAGAUAGCUUUGCCUUGGGAAAGUCCUCUUAAUUUAAUGUUAACAAUUAAUGAAAAAUGGAUAGCGUCUUUUAGGCAGUGUUAUUGCUCUAUAAACAACAGAUUUGCAGCAACACAUGUAGACAGAGAGUAUAACAAUACUCCCAGGCAUAGUCUUUAUUCUCUGUGAUAAAGGCAACUGUUACUGCAGCUCACUGAGCAGGUGUGAGCAUAUUCUUUGUGCAUAUUUGUAUGUCUGUAUUAUACUUGGCCCAUUGCCCAUAGCACGUCUACCAGGAGAAGCACAAUGAAUUAAUGAUGAUGCACAAACUGUUUAAUUCUUUACAUUCUAUUUCAUUAUGUUAUAAUUAUAUAAUUUCAGAAAGUACAAUCCUCUAGAAUUCGUAAUAAAAAACAUGUUUUUGUUGGCGUUUUAUUGAGGACUGGAACGGAUUGAUGGCAUUUCCAUUUAUUUCCAAGGGGAUGUGUGACUCGAGUAUUUUGAGUUACGAGCAUCGUUACAGACCAAAUUAAACUUUUAAAGGUCCCGUAUUUUGGCUAUUUAGACAUCCAUAGAGUGAGUCUCUAACAUGGACUUGUUAUAAAAGUGUCAAUUUAAUUAAAAAAAAACACCUUGGUUUUGUCAUAUGAGUGUCCAGAAAAGGCCCCUCUGACAGCUACUUCUGUUUGAUCCAAUUUUUUAUCCGUUUUGUCCAUAUUUGGCUAAGAAAAAUAAAUCGAAAGGUGAAUGAACUAUGUGUGAAAUAGUUAAUUCAUUCUAAUUUUUCACUUGUAUUUUUUUUAAUCCAGCUUUCCAUUUUCUAUAGCACUUGUCCUCAUUAGGGUUGCGGGUAUGUAUUACUGAUAAUCUAAUUAUAAUUAAUUAAACCAUUUUUAUUUAUUUUAUUUUGCUCUUUUUUACAAUAAUAAUAUAUUAUUAAUAAUAAUACAGGGCGGCACAGUGGAUGACUGGUUAGAGCGUUUGCCUCUCAGUUCUGAGGACCGGGGUUCAAUCCCCGGCCCCGCCUGUGUGGAGUUUGCAUGUUCUCCCCGUCCCUGCGUGGGCUUUCUCCAGGUACUCCGGUUUCCUCCCACAUCCCAAAAACAUGCAUGGUAGGUUAAUUGAUGACUCGAAAUUGCCCGUAGGUGUGAAUGUGAGUCCGAAUGGUUGUUUGUUUGUAUCUGCCCUGUGAUUGGCUGGCAACCAGUUCAGGGUGUACCCUGCCUCCUGCCCGAUGAUAGCUGGGAUGGGCUCCUGCACGCCCGCGACCAUAGUGAGGAGUGGCUCAGAAAAUGGAUGGAUGGAUAAUAAUAAUACAAUAUUUACAAUUUUAACAAUACAAUAUUUACAAUUUACAAUAAUCUCAUUAAUCAAUUGUUUGAAUAAAAGGGAAAAAAACAAAUUGAAUACAUACAAUUAAAAAAUUUCAGUCUACUCAAAGUUGAUUAAUCAAUGACAUCAUUGAUAGAAUAGGGCAUGAACAACUAACGAUUUUUUUUAGUCGACUAUACAGGUAACGUUCUAAUUCUAGCCGAACUCAAUUAAUUGAUGACAUUAUUUUUUCGGCAUGUUGCAGCAGUCCCCAACCUUUUUUCACACUGUCAGUGUCAUAAAGGGAUACAAACGAAGUGAUGUUGGUCCUUGUUAUAUGGUGAAUAAAAUUCUCAGUAGCACACAGUUGUCUGUGCAUUCUUGGACAUAACAUUUUGGCGACAGAGAGUUUCCAAAUUCUUGGUCACUUCACGCCACCAACCGCUUUCCUCACCGCAGAUCCCAUCGUCCUGCUGAUACGUCCAGACGUACAAAGACGUUGCCUUGUUGAACGAACAUGUCGCUGCUCCACAGAGCGUUGUAUUCCGGUGAUGGCAGCAGACAGGUGAGUGCCAAGUAACUUCUAUAAAUUAGCGAAUUGGAAGAGAAGAUGCCAAAAAUGUGAUUAUUGAUCAGUCGACUUCAAGCGUUAAACGUUGAUGCGGAUAAGGAAAGUUGACUAAUCAAUUCAAUCACUAGCAUAGGAUCGUAUGGUCAUGGCACCUCAGCAUAUGAAUUCUUUUAAAAACAUUUUGGUUUAAUAUUGAUUUUGUAUUUACUUAUUUUAUUUUUUUAUUUUUAUUUUUUAAAAUCGUUCACUGGUGCAUGCCCACUCAAUUUUGUGGUAAAGAAAGAUGAGGACCCAAGCGCACGGAAACAGGGAGGCAGGGCUGGAUAAAUCGCGACAAAAAUAUUUAUUUUCAGAAACAAAAAAGCCAAACAAAAGGUACAUGGAAAAUUCUAAAUAAUUUCUCUUAAAAAAAAGAAAAGAAAAAAAAAUCUAGAUUAAAAGUAACAAAGAAACACAGGGAAACAAAAUACCACAACAGGAAAAAUGGCAAAACUAGAAACAUGACUUGCUGAAACAACAAUGAUCCAAAACAGACUGAACAAUCCCAGGGAGCUAAAUACAAACAAACUGCCGAGACGAGGCACACCUGGACAAGACACACGAUCAAACAUCUAGUAGCGAGUGGCCAAAAUAGCACCAGGCUCCUCUGGGUUGUCGUCGUCGUCUCAGCUCAGUUUCUCUGCUCACUCGUUGACGUUUGCUGACAUAUGACUUAGACCUGUUAUCCAUUAAUUCCUAAUAGAGCUCCAAUGAGAAUUCAUGGCUCAGCAGAGAUUAUCUCAUCGUGGUAACUAGUAGGACCUCUUACAGUGACUUAUGAGUGUGCAGAAUAACCCUCUGACCUGUUGGAAAAGUUAGAAGCCGUGCCCGUUUCAUCCACUCAGGGAACUUAAAUCCUUACAAGACUCUAUGAUCCAUUUACAACAUGACGUUUGACAAAUUUGAUAUGUAUGGUAGUCUCUUUUACUGGCAGUAUGCCCUUUCGUCUUCUUCAAAUACUGCUUCACCACUGAAGGAUACUGGCAGAAUUUUGUCACGGACCAAAACUUGCCAAUUAAGCAUGGCUAAUUCAGUCGUCAUAUAAAAAUACAAUUUAAUUACCCGCUCAGGCAUAUUGUAAGUGAAAAAGUCUGCAUUUGAAGCUGUGGCAGCAAGCCUGUGAUCUUGUAUCGUGCACUGACAGUUUAAGACCAUUUCAGAAUGGAUUAGCUAAUAUUAUUUGAGGUUUAUGAUAUUGAAUUAAUCUACAUUAGUGUCAAUGCCAGUACCAAAGAUAGCGCAUAUGACCUCAUACUGGAAAAUUAAAACCACUGUUGCAGCUCAAGUAAAAUUCCCUGAUACUGUGCACUACAGUGGACACAUUCAAACAUGUUAAAUGGGAGUCAGCGCAAAGCUGCCACCAUUUAAAGUUCAGAUGUUCUAGUAGGCUUUUCCUGACAGUAUGGUUGCUUUCAAGCAGAAGUCUGAAGGUUUUGUGCUAAGACUGACUGCUUUUUCAAACUGUUCAUAAUUGCUUCCACCUUGUCUAAGGCCCCAGUUCCAGCUGAAGAAAACAGCCCUAACGCAUGAUGUUGCCAACACCAGGCUUCACUGUAGGUAUUGUGUGUUUUUGGCAAAGAGCAGUGUUGUGCUUGGGUUAGGGUUAGUGUUUAGGGUUAGGGCUAACCCUAAGUACCUUUUGGAGUUAUGGCCAAAACGUUCAAUCUUCAAAAUUUUGUCACAUGCACUCGGGAGAUUUUGUUAUUGUCAAUACAACACCUGUAUCGAAGCAGGAGUUCAGACCAUUCAGAGAGAUUCCCUCACCCCUUUGAAACAAUAUAUAAAGCCAAAAUGUCUUGUUACAUUUUUGUCCAUUGUCAAUCAAGGAAAUUUUGUGAACUGCAAUGCAAUAAAAAAAUUGAAAAAGUUAGUGCACAGUCAACGAUCCCUGCUAGUGACUGCUGUACAUCAUGAACAAAUAUAGAGGGCCACAAAGCUUCUUAGGACAGAGCCCGCUUACGAUUCCCUUUCUGUGCACAGCAUCCUUGAAUAGACCACACAAAGAUACCUAAGCCAAAAUCCCUCCCUGGUAUUUAAUUCUAAAUGAGUGAUUACUGGGUGUGUCAGUGUGUCUUGGGUUUGCAGGUAGUUUGGGUGAAGGAGCUCAUUCGUUCACUGGCUUUUAAGAGUCCUGCAACCUGAGACCCGUACACCCUCAGACACACUGCACCCGUUGCAAGAGGUUUUUCCUGGGUAGUUGCUGAAGAACCCAGUUGCGUAAGGGGGGGCCGACCACAUACAGCCGCCAAGAUGUGUGACAUGGGGGGUCUGGAUAACCUGGUGGCCAACACGGCCUACCUCAAAGCCCAGGGUGGUGAUGACAAGGAGAUGAAAAAGCGCCGUCGCAGCUUGUCUCUGCCCAAGGUGGAGCAAUGUGCUGCAGUGCGAUCAUCCAUCGAUAAGGACUUUACAUCAAUCUGUGAACGGCAGCCUAUUGGCAAAAUGUUUUUCCGUCAAUUCCUGGCAAACAAUACCGAGUUUAAGCUUGCUGCUGAUUUCUUGGACGAGCUUUACGACUGGGAUCUGGCUGAAGGUGCAGUAAAAGACAAGGCGCGGCAGAACAUCAUCAACAAGUUUUGCAAAGCUGACUCCAAGAACUUCUUGUCCUUUCUCACUGGGGAGGCCGCUGACAAAUGCAAGGCUGUGACAGAUGCCACCUUCGAUGAGGUGAUGAAAGGCAAAGUCCAAGAUGGUGUGAGGGAGUUUUUGAUGGGCACACCCUUCACAGAUUACCAGGCCAAUCCAUUCUUUGAUAAAUUUCUCCAGUGGAAGGAGUAUGAGAAGCAACCCAUCAGCGACAAGUACUUCUAUGAGUUCAGGACCCUGGGAAAAGGUGGUUUUGGAGAGGUAUGUGCCGUCCAGGUGAAAAACACAGGCCAGAUGUAUGCUUGCAAGAAGUUGUGUAAAAAACGACUGAAGAAGAAGGGUGGUGAGAAGAUGGCCCUUUUGGAGAAAAAGAUCUUGGAGAAGGUCAACAGUCUGUUUCUGGUCAACUUGGCCUACGCUUAUGACACCAAUACCCACCUGUGCCUUGUUAUGACCUUGAUGAAUGGAGGAGACCUCAAAUACCACAUCUACAACAUUGGCUAUGACGGCAAUGGCGUGGACAAGGGCAUCGAGAUGAAGCGCAUCGUCCACUACACAGCCCAAAUCACCACCGGUAUUCUUCACCUGCAUGCCAUGGAUAUCAUUUAUCGUGACAUGAAGCCUGAGAACGUGUUGCUGGACAGUGUCGGCCAGUGUCGACUUUCAGAUUUGGGUCUGGCCAUAGAGAUUGCCCCAGGAAAAACUGUCUCCCAGAUGGCUGGUACUGGAGCCUACAUGGCCCCGGAGCUUUUGAACAAAACUCCAUACAGGACAUCAGUGGACUGGUGGGCGCUGGGCUGCAGCAUCUACGAGAUGGUGGCCGGCUACACGCCUUUCAAAGGGCCUGAAAGUAAAAAGGAGAAGGUGGAGAAGGAGGAGGUACAACGUCGUAUUCUCAAUGAGGAACCCAAGUGGGAGCACAAGUUUUUCGAUGCCACCACCAAAGACAUCAUCCAGUUGUUACUCAAGAAGAAAAUGGACGAGCGUCUCGGCAUUAAGGACAACCUGGAGGACCCCAGGAAUCACCCGUGGUUCAAGAGCAUAAACUUCGCCCGUCUGGAGGCCGGUCUGGUGGCGCCCCCGUGGACACCCAAGCCCAACGUGGUCUACGCCAAGGACACGGGCGACAUCGCCGAGUUCUCCGAAAUCAAAGGCAUCGAGUUCGACGCCAAAGAUAACAAAUUCUUCAAGGAGUUCAGCACAGGCGCAGUGUCCAUCCAAUGGCAGCAGGAGAUGAUCGAAACGGGACUGUUCGACGAGCUAAGUGAUCCCAACAGGAAAGAGGGUGGAGGAGAUGUGGAUGAUGAAAAGAAGUCCGGUACUUGUAUAUUGCUGUGAGAGGACUCCUUGUUCAUUUUUCACAUCACAUGCACACUUUUACCCUUUUCAAAUCGGACACAUUUUUUUCAGGUAAAGAGCACGUUAGUAUGCAACGUCUCAUCUCAGGAUGUUGCUCUACUGGACGACAGAACGAGGGUCAAACUAAUACAUUGUUCCCCUGCUAUUCACGUUGGUCUAGUACCAAUACGAAACCAGGCAGCAUUCUGGACCAGUUGCCGCUGUUGGAUUGAUUUUUUUUUUUCUUUUUCUCCCCCAAGCUCUUCCCCUCACUUCAACAUAGUUCCUUGACACCAAGAUGCCACAAGAUGGCGCCAAAUAAUGUUAGACAUGGCUUUACCUGAGAACAAAAACAGCGACUAGGUGAGUCCUUCAGUUCAAAUUCACGAAUAUGCAGGAGUUUCACUGUACCUUUAAUCAUGUCACCUUGCAUGCACUUUGACCAGAAAUGUCAGCUGGGGGUCUUUACAUCUUUAGAACACUUCCACACAAGUAUGAAAUUAAUUCACGAAGUAAGAGGCAGGUUGAAUAGAAACGGAGCAGAGGUGGCAGACGUACUUACACUCUGUACUUAAGUAGAAGGACUGGUACAGGGUAGAAAUACUGAUUUACUCUUUAAGUAAAAGACUGCAAUGCAACAAAAGUAAAGAUGUAUUCUUAAUGUCAACUGUAUCCAAAAUUCAUUUUGAUAACAAGCGUUUUCAACUUACUAACAACAAUUUUUUUAAAUAGAUAACGAUAAUGGAAAAAAUACACCUGAUCUGCAAGUGUUUUUUCGGAUUAGACGGAGAAUUUUUGAAUGCCAGAAACUCUGAAUCUGUUGCAUCAUCGUCGCUGGUUUACGUUCCGCCUUAAGAAUCCCCAAGAUCUCAAAUCAAUCAAGAUCUGAACUGGGGUUAACUUUACUUCUCUUUUAGUUACGCCAUUUUUUUUACAUUGUGUCCUCAUCUGCGGAUGUUGAAAGAAGUAUUUUGACAAAAGAGCUGAAAGUACAGAUCCGUUUUCAAAUGUAGGCAAUAAAGAAAAGUCGCCAGAAAAAUAAAUACCCAAGUAAAGAGACCUGGAAAAUCUGCUUAAGUACAGUAGCUAAGUAUUUGUACUGUGUUACUUCCCACCACUAAAACUAGACAUUAUAAUGGCUGGAAAUGUGCUUUUGUAACUACUGUAGUUGGAAUCUGGUUCAAUCUUAAACCUCUGAUCUCUUUGUUGAACCUUUAAUUUAACUAUUAAAGUGGAAAAAAAGUGUAAAUGUUGUACAUAGAGUACAUCUGUAUAUCUGUUUACCCUGAGUGAGGAGCAAUGGUUUAGUACUUCUUAUGUUGGUGCUAUGAGAAAAAUCAACUAAUUAAUAGUUAUGUUAUGAAUGGCCUCUUAUUAACUGAGAAUUGGAAGGACGUGGGACAUUUGAGAGGAGCUGGGUGAUGAAUAUUUAUACUGGAAUGUUCUAUUCUGUGCAAAUAACUCAAACCAGAUGUUGAAGAGACAUCCACACAGGGCAUUGUUCAUGUUCUCAAGAGAAUUUAGCAAGCCACAUUAUGCACAGUUUGAACAGUAACACUAGGAAUAUAAGCAAAAAUACCUAAGAUACAAUACGAUUGCUCAAUAGAAUAAAAAUUAUAUUUACACGCAAAUGCCAGGAAAAAAUUCAUGAAAACUGUGGUGUUUCAGGACAGUAUGAAUGUUUCUAAGGGUAAUUAUUUUGCUGAAGGUUUUUGAUCUUCCCAGAUUUUGAUCUUAAGUUUUUACAGUUAAUGUUAUAAUGAAGACUAAAUGUACGUACUUGUAAAUAUACCACAAGAGAAGUUUUAACAUAGGAGAAUCACAUGUAAGGAUGACAUUUCAUUAAAUA
This is a messenger RNA of Phycodurus eques (leafy seadragon), 9844 nucleotides long. RefSeq names its product G protein-coupled receptor kinase 7a (gene grk7a). Gene Ontology annotation, cellular component: cytoplasm. The record is from RefSeq and is a predicted model, not a curated record. The transcript has 5 exons. Lineage: Eukaryota; Metazoa; Chordata; Actinopteri; Syngnathiformes; Syngnathidae. Gene Ontology annotation, biological process: protein phosphorylation; regulation of signal transduction; signal transduction. Bases 6322 to 7995 code for a protein of 557 amino acids. Gene Ontology annotation, molecular function: ATP binding; rhodopsin kinase activity.